Molecule: messenger RNA, 2931 nt
Organism: Schizophyllum commune H4-8
Lineage: Eukaryota; Fungi; Basidiomycota; Agaricomycetes; Agaricales; Schizophyllaceae
Product: cysteine proteinase
Exons: 5
Coding region: 1-2931 (976 amino acids)
Biological process (GO): protein deubiquitination
Cellular component (GO): cytosol; nucleus
Molecular function (GO): cysteine-type deubiquitinase activity; cysteine-type endopeptidase activity
Source: RefSeq, a predicted model, not a curated record
AUGGCGAAGCACAAAUCGCCGACCCCGCAGGAGCUGUACAAAGCGCGGAAGGAGCGCGAAGAGCAGGAACGGACGGCGCUUCUGCCCCCCGGACUGAUAAAUCAUGGGAACACCUGCUUCAUGAAUUCAGUCCUCCAAGGACUGAUCGCCACCCGCCUACUCUCCGACCUCGCGCAGUUUACCCCAAUUUCCCCAGCGGUGCAGCGGCAUUCGCGGAUACGGCUGCUAUCACAGCGAUCUCCUGAACUCACGAACGCGCACAGUCAGGCGGGCGAGUACGAGCGCGAAUGGGUCGACAUGAUGCCGAUCGGCGACGUGUUCAUCGACACGAUGUACAAGGCCUGGGAUAACCAGAAGAACCUCAAGAGGGAGAACAUGAGUCCAAAAUCGCUCCUUCACGCGGUGGGCAAGAAGUACGACCAGUAUCUCGACUUCGCACAGCAGGAUGCCCAUGAGUUCCUCCGUAUCCUCCUGGACGCGAUGCGCAUGGAGGAGUUUGACGUCAUCAAAGCGCGCCAACCACCGCCGGCCAACGCCCACAAGAAGCGCAAGCGACGACGAACCGAGCUAGGCGUCACACCAACUACCCCGCAAGAGGAAGACGACACCAAGCUAGUGUCCUUCACCGACAUGAUCUUCGCCGGCCGUCUCACGAGCGUGCUGGUCUGCCAGAAGUGCAAGCACGUCUCGCAGACGUACGAGGACUUCAACGAUCUCAGCCUCAGCAUCAAGCCCGAUGACGCGGGCAAGGGCCGCAAGCGCAGCAGGUUCAAGAGCUUUGCGAAACGGCUGACCGCGGGGACCUCGAACUGGAAUGUCGCGUCGCGCUCGGCAUCGACGCCCCCGGCCCCUCGAGAGCGGGCGGCGACGAUUGACGGGCCGGAGGAUGGAGAUCCGCCACCGACGAGCCAGGAUGACCGGCGGCGAAGCUUGGAUCUCGUUACCGACCCCGGGUCGUCGGAUGAGAACACGGAGGGCGACGCCAAGAAAGAUACUGCCAAGGUCGACGACAAGGAGAAACCCACAUCGGAGAAGGACAAGCACGUCUCAGAGAAGGAGAAACACACUUCGGAGAAGGACAAGCAUACUUCAGAGAAGGACAAACAUUCUGCUACUUCUGCAACUUCUGUUGAAGGGGAGGAGAAGCGAGCAUCCGUGGACGGUGACCACCACGUCGAGUUCUCUGGAAGCAAGGAUGGCGACAGCGACGAACGGAAGCGCAAGGACAAGAGCGCAGACGGUUGGGUGAAGCUCGGGCGCCGCAUCAGCGUCUCGAUGGGCCUCGCACGCUCAUCGAAAGAGAAGGAGCGUAGGAGCCGCUCCCGCCAGAGUCGUGAGCUCGUCAACAGCAGCUCAAUUCCUGAAGGCCAGCUCCCACCUGCGAACAACAGCAACUCCUCUUCUGACAGCCUGACGAGCGCGGGCGCUUCCGAUGCGCCGGCCCCACUAAACGUGUUCCGCGCUCGCGUUACCUCCUGGUCCUCCAGCCGCCCCGGGUCCGCCGCCGGCUCGCCACGUCGCCCUUCCUUCACUCCCGCAUCGCCAUCUGUACCAUCGACAAUGCCUCCAUCGGUGCGCCCGACGCCGAGCGUAUCUCCAAGCCGUACCGGAACCCCAUCGCUGAACCACCAUACGCGGCACAAGUCGCCGAAGCCGCCAGAACUCCCGCCCGCGGAGGCCGAGUUUCUGCGUCGUGUGCUGCCGGGGGAGCAUGGGGGACUGCUUGGGCACCACCAUCCCGGCCAGGGGACAUCGACGGCCCAGAGACCGAGCAUGUGGGCGAAGCUGGGCCACUUCCCGAACGUGGAGGAGUGUCUGAGGGCGUUCACGGCGGUGGAGGUGCUCGAUGGGGAGAACAUGGUGGGUUGCAGGCGGUGUUGGAAGAUCGCGAACGGCGUGUACAAGCGACCGAAGACGGGGGACGAGCCGCAAGAGGGAGAAGACGCGGACGACACGGACAGCGCGGAGGGGGCGAGCCCUACGGCGCCGGACGAUGCGAUGCGAGAUCUCGCAGAGACGCUGCGCUCGCAAUCGUCCCCGGUGUUCACGCCGUUGGAUGAGGACGGCUCGAUGACGUCGAUCUCAAGUCGUGCGGCGGCCUCUGCGCCGGACUCGGCUGUCGACCUAACCGAGAUCGAGGAGCAGCCGCUCUCGCACGACAAGCCGCUGCCAUCCGUCCCAACGAUAUCCAUGACCGCAGCCGAGGGCGAUAACGGCGAGAAGCGUGUGGCGGCCGCUGGCACAUACCCCGGCAGUCCACCACCCGAGUCGCGCGACUCGCUGACCAUCCCGCGCCGCCAACAGCGACCGCGGUCGGACGCGGACGGCGCGUCGGGUGAUGAGAGUGAUGGGUCUGCGCAGUCUUCCACGUACUCUGGCGACACAGACGACUCGAUCCAACCGCAUCCAUCUAACGCAGUCGCCAAGAAGAAGAAGCCGAAACCAACGGUCCUGCGACCAGCAUACAAGCGCUAUCUCAUCGCAGCGCCGCCACCGGUGCUGGUCAUCCACCUCAAGCGGUUCCAGCAGAUCAGCAAGACGAGCUUCGUAAGCUUUUCGAGCGGGUUCAAAAAGCUAGAGGACUACGUCGCGUUCCCGGAGUGGCUAGACUUGAAGCCGUACCUGGCGCCGACGAAGGAGGAGUGCGCGAUGGGGAAGAAGGCGAGUGCGGAGCAUGCGAGGAAAAGCGAACCGUGUAUGUACCGCUUGUACGCGGUUGUUGUGCAUAUUGGGAGCAUGCUCGGCGGUCACUACAUCGCGUACACUGCGCUUCCUCCGCGCGAGGACGAGCCGAUGCAGGAGACCGAAGACGGCAAGAAGGUCCCGCCGAAGCGCCAGUGGGCCUACAUCAGCGACACGUUCGUGCGGCUUACCACGAUCGAGGAGGUGCUCAAGGCGAAGGCGUACAUCUGCAUGUACGAGCGGGUAUAG